Pseudozyma hubeiensis SY62 is the source of this 363-nucleotide messenger RNA. RefSeq lists its product as hypothetical. NCBI's taxonomy places the organism in Eukaryota, Fungi, Basidiomycota, Ustilaginomycetes, Ustilaginales, Ustilaginaceae. Bases 1 to 363 code for a protein of 120 amino acids. The record is from RefSeq and is a predicted model, not a curated record. The transcript has a single exon.
AUGCUGGCCGCCUCGUCAUGGCUGACUUUGACGGCCUCUCAAGCAGCUUCCCUCGUGGAAUUUCGCGGCCUCUUGAGGCUUUUCGAAGGCCACUGCACCGUCGUUAACCAGGAAGACGACUGCGACACUAGGCUCAACGCUUGCACUGGCAGCUCCAGAAAGCUGGAGCCUGUGGCACGCUGGGCCAUUUUUACGGACAAUUCAGCCAUCCCAUUCACUUUACGAACGACAGAAUCUUGGUCAAAGGCGCAUGGUCGGUGCACGCUGCGUCGACAUUAUGUGUUUGUUCCCUUGCCAGGAAGUGUCGUCAUUUCUUCUCGUGUGGUUCUCUACUUUGUAAUGAUAGCAGCCCAACGAAUGUAA